AUGACUAUAGUAGAGGUAAGCGACAAAUAUGUAGUAGUAAACGGAUGGCUGGUGGACAGGAAAGAAAAAAAGGUGGUCAACCCCUCAUGGCGAAGCCGAAGAAAACUAUCAAAACAGCGCCAAAAUGUUAUUCUGGACCAGGACUUGAGUGCUUGGGAUAGAUAUCUGACUUCUGAAAGUGUUAUACUGCCAGUAGCAGACCCCGAACUAUUCAGUUUCAUACAGGUGAGGCCAUAUGAUUUCGCAGAAUUGCGAGACGGGAAAACCGUCGCCCAAUCAAAGGAACUCUACAGGCGGAAUCCUGGAAGUGUGAGAAGAUCUUUCACCCUGCAGUGCCAUAGAGUAAAUAUACGUGCCAGAAAGCACAAAUACAUACGACUAUCAGUGUUAGCGCAGAGUGUAGAUAUGCUUGACGCAGGUGUCGAUUUACACUUGGACAAAGAUAACAGUGUUCUUUCCCGCGUUAUUAAGGUGCGUGAGUUUACUUUUUCUGAGGAAGAUUACGAGGUAUUGCGAGAGUUCCGUGAAAUGAAGACCGCUUACGUUGUUUUUGGACAGAAUUAUCUGAACUUCGCAUACCUGAAGGCGGAGCACAGUGCCUCUAACUAUUUGAACAUAGACAUGAAGGAUGGUAUUACGUCGAUGGUAAAGAAGUUUGCUCCGAGCACGAUAAACCAGUAUGGGGUGACACUCGCGCCGUAUUUAUUUCUUCUGUUCAACGCCUGGCGCCUGUCUUGUUUCGCGGAGCAUGCUUUUCUUCCUCAUAGGGUUAUCGAAAUGCUAACACAUGAUCCUGAAAGACAGGAUACCAUUGUUUACAAGAUGAAAGCCCUCGGAAGAUGUUUCGAUAACUGUCUUCGGGAGAACAUUUACCGUGAAUAUUUGGCUCGCUGGGUAAGAAUGUGCGCGUUCAACUUUCCAGUGUGGGACCGUACUGAUGUCCCGUGUCCGGAGAACACAGUGACUAAGGCGCGACGGAUCAUGGAUACGAUAAGGUGCCUGAUAGUUUUCACAUGCUUUGCCACUACAGAAAAUGUGUCUGAGACCGCCUACUGGCUUGCAAGUCGCAACUAUCUCUCUGUGAUUAACUAUUGGGGGUGGUUCAGACGUUUGUACCAUAAGGUUGCUAAAGAAGAAGGAAUUGAGGCCACGGUGCGAGUGACGGUGAAUCCUGAUGAGCGGGCUGUACGUGUGGAGGGUAAAUUGAUCUCAUUCGAAUAUGUAGCUCAGAUGAAAAGUGACUUGAACAGGGACCUCGAGGCACAUGUGGAGGAACUGCACCGGUGGCUGGAGUUCGGAAGUGUGUCCGACGUAUACAUGACUGUAAUGGCGAAUAGGAGUAUAUGUGUGGUAGAAAACCUUUCUGGACAGGACUCCGUGUUCAAUGUAAUAGGUGCGGAGGCUGUCAGUGGGUAUACCAUGCGAUUUCGAGAGCAGGCAAGUGCGCAGAAUGAGCAGGUCCGCGCCAGUAUACUAAAGCUCGUCAACACUAUAACAAAACUCUUGAUGUUGGCAGUCUGGAUCAAUCCCGGUCUGGCGCUUAGAUUUCCGGAACUGAGCAUCAUUAGUUUUGGCGGUUCGCACCGAAACCUGUACUUUGAUUCCGACGAUCGCGUGUUCAUCAUUCGGUCAAGGUAUAACAAAAACACAAAAUACGACACCCGCUUGCUAUUUCUGGAUACAAGAGUGUCUGCACAGCUAUUCUGGUUUAUUUAUAUCCUGCGGCCGUUCACAAUAGUACUUUUGGGUGACGACAUCUCUAAAAUCAAUAUAUCUGCCAUCAUGGGUGCCCUCACACCUCAGGAGCCGCUUACAGAUACGCAUGACACUGAAGAAGAAGUGGAGGACAUAAACUUUAACGCCGAGCUGUAUUAUCACCAAAUGGAGCUACGAAACCGCCUAAAUAAUGCAUCGCCACAGACGAUUGGCAAUGCUAUUUUCAAGAGUAUGGUCUUUCUGGACGUAAGGAAGUUGGUGUUGGUGCAUCGGUCAACGUUUUCGAACAUGCUUCUCAAGUAUCCGACAGCGACAGCAAUGAGAGAGAGCCAUAGGAUACGGUCGAUGCGACAUGGUUUGUCGGCUCUGUGGAAGCAUUUCAUUGCGGGGCAGCUGUACGACCAGUCCCUGGAACUGGGACAGGCGGUUGCUCGUGGGUUUGGACAUUCAGUGUCGGUGGAUGCUGCAGUGUACGGGUUUGAUAACUCACGUACCGUUGGUCCAGGGGAGGUCCCGUUUGUCUCAGCAAAAAAGUUGUGUCAAAUUUUCCAGAAAUUAACACAGAAUGGCCCUCUCAUCACUGACACGGCUUGCACAAGUAGCGCUGCAUCUGAACCGGAUGAAGGGACGAUUGGUGACUACACCAAUCUAUGCGAGGCAGGGUCAGGUAUUAUCAGCGGAUUCAAGUUCAGGUCGGUGGAGCAGGAGAGGUUUACGAAUAUGAUAUUGACAGGUGACAGAAAUGUGCUGGCGCUUCAGGCACCAACAGGUUUUGGCAAAACCAUGACUUUUGUGUUACCAAUGCUCGUUUUAAAGCGCACACGACCCGGAAAAUACGUGCACUUUGUAGCUGUACCAUAUGUGUCACUCAAAAUAGCAACCAUGCAGAGACUAGAAGAAGUGGGACUUGCGGUUGCAGAUCUGAAAUUACUAGGUUCAGCGGAGUGGAAAAGUAAGCUGAAAAAUACAGAUGUGCUAGUAGGUACAUUUGAUAUGUUUGGGACGCACGCGACAUUUUCCUCCAUCAACGGGUGGCAGGAAGAACUGAUGUGCGUACGGCAGAAGGGGUACUUUAUUCUCGAUGAAGCACACGCACUGUGGCUAGAGCAGGAUUUCAGGGAGGAAUUAAGAGAGAUACACUCACUGCGAUGGAGGGAGUUUCUUAAGAUAGUUUUUAUAAGUGCUACGCUUCCGGCAUGGCUGAUGGACGAGCUGUGCCAGCAAUUGAAUCUAUCACGGUACAUGGUGAGGAAUGCGCGAUGGACGAACGCUGUACACCAGGUGCCCAACCAGAAAGUGCUGAAGGAAGUGACACUUGUUCCGCAGAAGGAGUUUGGAGGAGCAAUCGAGCAGCGUGUGAACAGUUAUCUGCUGGGUACUGCUACAGGCAAGGCGAUCAUUUUCUUCAGCAACAAGGCGCGGAUGCGUCACUGCUACGCGCGGUGGAAGAAGGUAGCGGCAGUGGCGGCGGUUGAUUCGGAGAUGGCGGACCGGGUGAAGCUCUCGGUAUUUCGCGAGUUCGAGUCGGCAUCGAGUCCAGUGUGCGUGAUCAUGGGGACCAAGCUGAUAUCGAACGGUCUUGAUUGCAAUGCGGUGGACUAUGUGUGUCUGGCAGACUGUGAUGUGGAUGUGAUAGACUUUUUACAGAUGGUUGGACGGAUCAGGGGCAGUGGGUACCUCGAGGUGGUUCGGAUAGCUGGAAAGAAAAAGGAGUUCAGGGAUGCAGUUGCACACGAGGACUUGCGGGAUGUGAACUGGAGCAAGUGUAUAACGGAAACAGUGGCGUCGUUCUACUCGGUGCCAGCACCAGACCACCAGCUGUGUUGCAACUCGUGGGAGGAGCAAAGUUGUCCGAGGGAGAUUGGCGAAGUGCGCAGGAUUGUCCAUAGUGUAAGGUUAAACGUCCCUUCGGAAGAGGAGGGAGAUGAGGAGGAGGAUCAAGGUCAUUCGCGGAUGUUUGACUUUAUUCUCGACAACAUCCAAAAUAAAACUACAGGGCUGUAUGCGAGCGAGUUGCGUACGUUAUUGUUCGAUAGCACAUCGGCAGACCUGCCCAGAAUGAAGGAUCUGAUAUACGGGGUGCCAGCUGACCACAUACUCACAGCUGCGGAAAUGAACCUAUCGGAGAGUGUUUGUCGGACCUGUUUCAUGUCGAACGAGUAUUGCCAGUGUGAGACGUUUGGGAAGCACAUGGGAAAAAUCAUCCUGGAGGCACUUGCUCUUCUUCGACUUGUCUCGGCACGGCAAAAUAUGAGACACCUCUUUAAUUUUGCGCAGCUGGGGCGAGGACAUAACAUCGUGCAACAUGUGCUGCGGCAGAAGGCGGUGUGGAGCAGACUAUAUGAGGAAGCGAUGGAAUCCGAAUACACGGAGACGAUUGAGGGGAUUACAUGCAACGACGACGUGACGUCAAGAGCAUUGUUGCAAUGGGCAUACUUUUGGCACGCAGUGGUCCGGUCGAAAGCAAACGUGGCGACGUUAGUGUUUGAAGGUCGACUAUCGAAACCAUUCGGAAUUGAUAUGGAGUAG
This is a messenger RNA of Zygotorulaspora mrakii, 4245 nucleotides long. RefSeq lists its product as uncharacterized. NCBI's taxonomy places the organism in Eukaryota, Fungi, Ascomycota, Saccharomycetes, Saccharomycetales, Saccharomycetaceae. Bases 1 to 4245 code for a protein of 1414 amino acids. The transcript has a single exon. The record is from RefSeq and is a predicted model, not a curated record. Gene Ontology annotation, molecular function: nucleic acid binding; ATP binding.